AUGAGAUUAACACGUCAGGCAAGACACCAUAACACUUCUCCUCCCACUUCUUCCGCCGACGACGCUUUUCCAACCCUCCAGCUUUUCAUCUUAGAGCCGAUCGCGUUGACCUCCAUCUUCCCAUACUCCUGGGUAAUGGUUAAGGAUUUCAACAUCGGAGACAAGAGCAAUGCAUCUUUCUACGCUGGAAUUAUUAUUUCCGCCUUCGCCUUGUCGGAGAGCCUGACUGGAAUGUUCUGGGGGAGUCUUUCGGACAGAGUGGGUCGCAAACCUGUUCUUCUUUUAGGAUGCGCUGGCACCGUCCUGUCUCUUAUGAUCGUUGGGUUUUCCCGGAACUUCUGGAUGGCUCUCCUCGGCAGAGUUGUUGGAGGCCUUCUAAAUGGCAAUGUCGGUGUUAUCCAGACAAUGGUCGGUGAAGUAGUCAAGAAGCCGGAACAUGAACCGAUUGGAGGUACAUUUGCACAGCCUUAUAAAUCAUUCCCUUCGCUGUUCCCUCGAUCAGGCUUAUUUGGUACUUUCCCUUACCUCCUCCCUAACAUAAUAUGUUCGCUGCUACUAUUCAUCAGUAUCGUUUCUGGGUACUUAUUCCUGGAUGAGACGCAUCCUGACCAUCAGCCCCAGUAUAUUCGAACUGAAAAUACUGAGCAACAUACCGACGAGGAUGAGGGAGAAACUAUCGGUGCACCUCUCUAUGCAGUUGCUACGGCUGGUUCAACAGCCCACGCAGGUGCAGACUUGACGGCCAAGUCGUAUGGCACCUUUAACGAGGUUGACAUGCACGAGGAUGAGGAAUGGUAUGUCCGGCCAGACGGGAAAUCCUUUCCCGCACCAGACUUGGGAAAAGUCUUCACAAAGCGUGUGACAAUGCUCAUAAUCGCUUUGGGAAUCUUCACCUACCAUUCCAUGACAUAUGACCAUCUACUUCCCAUUUUCCUCCAGGAUAAGCGAGACGGACUCAUAAAUCAUCCAGUUCUGUCCCCCUUGGAUAUCCCUGGAGGCUUAGGUCUAUCGACCCAAACCGUCGGAUUAAUCAUGGCCGUAAAUGGAGUCAUUGCCUUGAUAAUUCAGGCUGUUAUCUUCCCCGUUCUUACCGAAUGGCUGGGUGUAUGGAGCGUCUUCGUUCUCGUCACCAUCCUCCAUCCGGUGGCGUACUUUAUUGUCCCCUUCUUGGUCUUCCUGCCGACCAGCCUCUUAUACCCAGGCAUCUACACAUGCCUCACAAUCCGAAAUCUCUUCUCCAUCCUAGCCUACCCAGUGCUCCUCAUAUUGAUCAAACAAGCCAGUCCGUCGUAUGCUGUCCUCGGAAAAAUCAACGGCCUUGCUGCUUCUGCUGGCGCUGCUUGUCGAACACUUGCCCCACCAAUCGCCGGAUACCUUUAUACUGUCGGAACCCGAGCCGGAUUUACCGGAAUUGCUUGGUGGGCUAGCAGUCUAGUUGCCAUAUUCGGAGCCAUGCAACUUUGGUUUAUGAGAGGUAAACCACAUACCAGUGUUUCUGUAUUGGCUCGUCCGCCGUGUUUCCCUAGACAUGUGGAAGCCCAUCCCCAAGUUAUCCAUGUCCACGUGGAAGAGGAGGAGAGCCAGCAUGAACGUCAGCCUUUGGUAUGA
This is a messenger RNA of Microsporum canis CBS 113480, 1608 nucleotides long. RefSeq lists its product as hypothetical. Gene Ontology annotation, molecular function: transmembrane transporter activity. Gene Ontology annotation, biological process: transmembrane transport. The coding region runs from base 1 to 1608 and encodes 535 amino acids. The record is from RefSeq and is a predicted model, not a curated record. Lineage: Eukaryota; Fungi; Ascomycota; Eurotiomycetes; Onygenales; Arthrodermataceae. The transcript is spliced from 3 exons.